Messenger RNA from Perca flavescens (yellow perch), 1583 nucleotides. RefSeq names its product RNA binding motif protein 41 (gene rbm41). Lineage: Eukaryota; Metazoa; Chordata; Actinopteri; Perciformes; Percidae. Bases 80 to 1414 code for a protein of 444 amino acids. The record is from RefSeq and is a predicted model, not a curated record. The transcript is spliced from 7 exons. Gene Ontology annotation, biological process: mRNA splicing, via spliceosome. Gene Ontology annotation, molecular function: pre-mRNA intronic binding; U12 snRNA binding. Gene Ontology annotation, cellular component: U12-type spliceosomal complex.
GUUCAUUAUUGUUCAUGUGGGGAUUUUACUACAUUUCCCAUGAUUCCAAAGGCCGGAACAGGAAGCACAAGCCGGAAGCAUGCGAAGAGUGAGCCGGCAAUCCUGUGAGGACGGCCCGCUGCUUGAGGAGCAGGAGACGGAGGGCCAGCGGCAGCUGCACAGCCUCCUGCUGCAGCAGCUCCACACUGAAGUUGACAUUGACCGAUGUGUAGCCAAGAGGCAGUGCUUCGCCCCAGCGGCGCUCUAUCUGCCGUUUGGGGAACAGGCAGCUGGAGUGAGAAGCCUCCCCCAGUUCCAGGCCCUACAGGAUGGGGAGAAGGAGCUGGCCAGCUUGCGGGAGCUGGGCCUAACCGACACGGAGAUCCAGCAGUGGCAGAGCAGAGACGUACCGGAGGCAGCAGAGAAGUCCCAUGGUGUGUGCGCAGCUCCAGGUGCGAAGCAGCAGCGCCUGCAGGUGAUCAGAGACAAGAUUGAAGCCAGGGCAGAGCUCCUGUCCCGCCCACAGCGCUUUGCCGCCAGCCGGCCGCUGUCACGCCGGGAGAUGGAGAUCGAACGAGCGCUUUUCCAGGGAACUGACCGCCUGGGUUUCCUCACUGCACUCUACCAUAGAGAUGAAGAUAACCCAAAGGGCCAGGAAAGGGCGUCGUCCUCUGACCCAAUGGAUUCUCUCUACAGAGACGUUCUCAGCAAGGAGAGGAAACCGGUUUCACUACAGGAGAGAGAAACAACCGAAGCGUCGCACCUGUCUACACACAGAAACAUACCUGACCAAUUACAGGACUCACAGAGAGACAACAGACAAUCAGAAGAAGCCUCUGACCAUCAGUCAGAACUGCAGGGUGAAAAAAGUAGCUCGUCAGUACAGUCGGAGUCAAGUUCAGACCCUGCAGAGCAGCAGCCCGUUCCGGACAGACCGGGGCCCCCACCAACGACUGCUCCACCACAGAUAAAUAUAAGCCAGCCAAUCGGCAGUCUCUGUGGAGCGGCGAAGUCCAGGUCAGGGGGACCACUGACUGUCAGAGGGCAGAUUGAGACAAUCUCAGAUGAAGAAAUCCUGAAAAACCGUGAAUCUGAAGAAGGGAUCCAGAGCAUCCCGAGGUUCCGAAGCUACCAGCCGGGAAUACCCUCCAAGGUGUUGUGUGUAAAGAACCUGAGUGUGCAGGCCUCAGUGGCCCAGCUGGUGGCGCUGUUCUCCAGGUUCGAACAGGAGAACGGGCCGCCAGUACUUUACCGCCUGCUGACUGGAAGGAUGAAGGGUCAGGCCUUCAUCACUCUGCCAGAUGCUGAAACAGCCAAGAAAGCCUUGCAGUUGGUCCAUGGAUACCGGUUGCUAGGGAAACCUUUGGUGGUUGAGUUUGGCCGUGAGCGACAGGAAGAAGAGAAACAGAAGGAGAAGCAGAAGGAGACAAAAUAACAAAAAAAAAAAAAAAAAUGUAUUCCUGACAUCAACAUGGAUGCUCCAGAGUUCUGAAUAACAGGCUGAGAUGGAGGGGAUUGUAAAUAUUGUGUAUAUGUAUAUUAUUUUUUCUAGAUAAAUUAAGUGGUCAUCUUUGCAUUUUAAUAAAUGUCUGUUUUGCAUCAAA